Molecule: messenger RNA, 1585 nt
Organism: Ilyonectria robusta
Lineage: Eukaryota; Fungi; Ascomycota; Sordariomycetes; Hypocreales; Nectriaceae
Product: putative MFS hexose transporter
Exons: 2
Coding region: 50-1585 (511 amino acids)
Biological process (GO): transmembrane transport; carbohydrate transport
Cellular component (GO): membrane
Molecular function (GO): carbohydrate:proton symporter activity
Source: RefSeq, a predicted model, not a curated record
GAAAACUUCACGGCGGUGUUGUCGACUCUUGAACUGCACUACCUUGACGAUGGCUCCCAAAGCCGCCCACGCGGUCGAAGACAUCUCGUCUCCCAUUGACCUCAGCACUGUUCCUCCGUUUUGGAAGAGAAAGAAUGGAGUCCUUCUCUAUUUCCUACUCACGUCUUCUCUCUUUGCCAGUAUGGCCCUUGGCAUUGAUGGUUCAAUGACCAACGGCAUGCAAGUCCUAGAGACUUGGCAAGAGCGAUUCGGACACCCAACUGGUUCAAAGUUGGGCUUCUUUGGCGCAUCCAACGCCAUCGGUGGCAUUAUCCCCUUCAUCUUCCUGGGCUGGAUUGGAGACGUUACCGGUCGCCGACUGCCCACUGCACUGGGCUCGGUAGUCAUCAUGGCUGGAGUUAUUGUUCAGUUCUUUGCAACAUCGCUGAAUAUGUACAUUGGCGGCAAGAUCGUUCUUGGAAUCGGCUCGUCGCUCAUCCAGAUGGGCGCUCCUGUCCUGGUCACUGAACUUUCCCAUCCGAAGGAGCGAGUGCAAGUCACGACAUUCUACAACACCAGCAUCGUUCUGGGCUAUGUCAUUGGCGCGUGGGCAACCUACGGCUGCUUCCGUAUUCCCGGCCAGUGGUCAUGGAGACUGCCCACCCUGAUUCAGAUCGUGCCCUCGGCGUACCAGCUCGCCCUUAUUUUCUUCUGCCCCGAAUCCCCUCGCUGGUUAAUCGCCAAGGGAAAGGUGGAGGAGGCUCGGGAAAUCCUCAUCAAGUACCACGGAGAGGGCGAUCCGAACUCCGAGCUCGUCGAAUUUGAAUUUGCCGAGAUCCAGCAAGCCAUUGCCAAAGAAGUCGAGGAAAACAUGUCUUGGAAGGACUUCUUUUCCUCAAUUCCCAACAUCAAACGACUCUCGCUCUGUUUUGCCACAGCCCUCUUCAGCCAGAGCUCUGGUAACCUGCUGGUCUCCAACUACCUCACACAGAUUCUCAAAGACACUGGAGUGGAGGCGGAGAAAGAUAUCACCCUUGUUAACGGCAUGGUGACUCUUUGGCAAUACAUUGUCGCAAUCGCAGUGACGCUCCUCGUCGACCGCUUCAAGCGCCGUACUUUCUUCCUAGUAGGCUCUGGUGGAGUCCUGGUUACAUUCAUCAUGUGGACUAUCGCAGCCCAGCAAUACCUGGAGAAAGACUCCCUCGCCGCUGGACGAGUCGUUCUUGCGUGCAUCUUCCUAUUCCAGGCAUUCUACACCUUUGGCUGGACAAACUUGGUUGUAACAUACCCCCUGGAAAUUGUCACAUACCAGAUGCGAGCAAAGACCUGGGCCUUUGUCCUGCUCACGAUUCAGGUAUCCUCUAUUUUCGGUGGUUAUGUUAACCCCAUUGGGUUGGAGAACAUUGGCUGGAAAUUCUACAUCUACUACUGUGUCUGGGUCGCCAUAAUCUUCCUCGUGGUGUAUUUUUUCUUUGUUGAGACCUCGGGUCCCACGUUGGAGGAGCUGGCGUAUCUAUUUGAAGGAAAGGAGGAGAAGCAAGAGAUGGCCAAGAAGAUUGAGUUGGCGAAGGAAGAACAGGAAUAUGCGAGAGAGAAGACAGUUUGA